AUGCGGCACGACGUCGAGACCCGACCGGGCAAGCCUCCGCCACCCCCAUCAUGGGCCUCGAUCCCGAACAAACUCCAACUCUUCAUCAUAUGCUCCGUGCGGGUGGUUGAUUUCUUCCAACAGGCCGCUCUGCAGGCCUACAUGUUUUAUCAACUCAAGUCCUUCUCACCCUCCGCGCCGGACAGCCAGAUAUCUUUCGAGGCUGGCGUAUUACAGGGUGUCUUCACAGCCGCGCAGGUGUUUACAGGCAUCCUGUGGGGGCGGGUGGCCGAUUCUCCGUCUUUUGGGAGAAAGACGGUCCUUCUGAUCGGGCUGACGGGACAAGGACUGAGCUGUAUAGGUGUGGCAUUUUCAAGAAGUUUUGCAGCUGCUGUGGUCUGGAGGUGUCUAGGUGGUGCCAUCAAUGCAACCGUCGGAGGAGCAAGGACUGCAUUGGCAGAAAGUACCGAGAAAAAAUAUCAUUCUAGGACAUUCCUGCUGCUGCCUCUGGCAUGGAACAUUGCCAACAUCUUUGGUCCGCUGUUCGGUGGCAUGCUCUCUGAUCCGGUGCACAACUACCCCGGUCUAUUUGGAGAGAACUCGACCUUUGGUGGAUCACAUGGGGUCUCGUGGCUGACGACGUUCCCUUACGCGGCCCCCAACCUGUUUUGCGCUCUCGUACUCUUCGCCGACGCCCUGCUCGUUUGGAUGGGCCUGCGAGAAACAUUGAGUUCUCGCAAAUACAAUCGAGACCGAGGCAUUGAGCUAGCCGAGAACAUCACCUACCGCAUCCGUACUCUGGUGUUCCAGCGCUUCGGAUACAGCCAGCUUGACCAGGCAGACGCCGGGGCUGGUCCCGACACGGUCGACGAUGAGAACCUGCCCACAAGCACGCCACUGGAAACGCUGCCGCCCAAGGAAGGUGACAGCUCUAAUCCCUCAGCAACCUCGUCCAAGGCACCUCCCAGGCCGUCUGAGGCCCCCAAAUCCGCCCCUCCAUUCUACCAUGCCAUCACAUCCAACGUCCUCCUUGUGCUGGCCACCGUCGCCAUCAUGGACUUCCAGAUGGGUGGCUUUGCUUCCCUGUGGACGAUCUUCCUUUCCUCCGCCCGAGCCACCGACGAGGAGAAGGCGACUGUCCGUCUGCCCUUCGUCUUCACGGGCGGGUUGCAGUUCAGCCUCCCUACGAUCGGCCUGGCCAUGUCGAUUUUGGGUUUUGUCGGAAUCAUCUUGCAGCUGACGCUGUAUCCGACCGUCAAUGCCCGAUUCGGCCUCCUGCGCUCCACUCGCUGGUCCCUGUUCGUGUUCCCAGUUGCCUAUGCCUUGGCGCCGUACCUGUCGCUUCUCAUCUCCCACCAAUUUCUGCUCUGGAUGGGCAUCGUCGUCGUCGUGGUGCUCCAGGUCGCCGCACGGACGUUUGCCAUCCCGGGUUCCGUCCUCCUCAUCAACAACUCUAGUCCCAGUCCUGCGAUGCUGGGCACCAUCCACGGCAUGGGUGCUGCGACGUCCAGCGCAUUCAGGACCAUUGGACCCAUCGCUGCGGGACACUGGUACGGUCAGGGACUCGAAAAGGGUGUGGUCGGCUGGGCCUGGUGGUGGCUGGCGCUGGUGAGCCUUCUCGGCGUGGUGCCCAGUUUCUGGGCUCGGGACGGGAAGUAG
Fonsecaea erecta is the source of this 1638-nucleotide messenger RNA. RefSeq lists its product as hypothetical. The transcript has a single exon. The record is from RefSeq and is a predicted model, not a curated record. Gene Ontology annotation, biological process: transmembrane transport. Gene Ontology annotation, molecular function: transmembrane transporter activity. The coding region runs from base 1 to 1638 and encodes 545 amino acids. NCBI's taxonomy places the organism in Eukaryota, Fungi, Ascomycota, Eurotiomycetes, Chaetothyriales, Herpotrichiellaceae.